AUGACCUCCAACCCGUAUUCAGACGUGGUUCCUUGCUUGUCCAGUGGAUCUCCCCCUCCGAGCCGGGCAGAUCUUAAAGCCCAGUAUGUUCACCAUGUGGCCCUGAAGCCCCCGUUGGAGGACGACGUCCCGAAGGGCAAAGACCUGAAGCAGAGGUGCGUUAAGUUCUCCGUGGCUGCCGCCAUCUCUCUGCUGCUCCUGCUGCUGCUGACAGGAAUCCUCCUCGCCUAUUACUACUCCUCCUCCUGCGUGCACGGGGUGCAGUGCGUUGACGGGGGCUGUGUGUGGGAGUCCCAGUGGUGCGACGGUGUGACCCACUGCCCUUCGGGCGAGGACGAGGCCCAUUGCGUGAGGGUGCAGGGCUCCACUUCCCUGCUUCAGAUCUACUCGAAUAAGCUGAAGGAGUGGCGGACAGUCUGCUCUUAUGACUGGAGCGACCAGCACGGGGAGGCGAGCUGCCAGGGCAUGGGAUACAGCAGGGGCACAUACUUCAAAUCAGGCCAACAGAAGACGGCCUCGGACAACGGAUUCCUAAUAGUGAAGUCUGGUUUCAAUCCUGAUGUGUCCAUCCUGCAGCAGGUCGCCUUCAGCAAAACGUGUCCCAACAAUAACGGGGUGACACUGCGGUGCACUGAUUGUGGGCGCGGGGUGAACUCGAGCCGGGCCCCCGGGGGCCCUGCGGCCUCUUCCCCGGCGUCCUGGCCUUGGCAGGUCAGCCUGCAGCUGGCGGGCUCGCACCGCUGCGGAGGAGCCAUCAUCUCUCCCUACUGGAUCGUCACCGCGGCUCACUGCGUGGCCAGGGCCCCCGACCCCAGAGACUGGGCAGUGUACGCUGGGAUCGUGGACUCUUUAGGCACCUUGUUUAACCCCGCUCACACUGUGAGUCACAUCAUAACACAUGAGGACUACAACAGCCUGACGCGCAGCAAUGACCUGGCUCUCAUGAGGGUCUCCAGUCCUCUGGACUUCACAGACGCUGUGUCUCUCCAGCUGAAGGAGGCUCAGGUCUCUCUGAUAGAUGCUGCGGUGUGUAACGGCGCCGAUGCCUACGGUGGUCAGAUCUCACAGGGGAUGUUUUGCGCCAGAGAGGGAGACACAGGAGACAGUGUGUGCCAUGCUGACAGCGGCGGCCCUCUGGUGUCCCUCAGGGGCGGACUGUGGUGGCUUCUGGGUAACAGUGUUUGGGGCCAACGCUGCACCGGGGAGAAUAAACCGGGUGUAUACGGCAACGUCUCGCACGCCCUCAGCUGGAUCUACUUCCAGAUGAAGCAACAAACAUGGACGCAGCACGACGCUUGA
Salarias fasciatus (jewelled blenny) is the source of this 1299-nucleotide messenger RNA. Its product is annotated as transmembrane protease serine 2-like. NCBI's taxonomy places the organism in Eukaryota, Metazoa, Chordata, Actinopteri, Blenniiformes, Blenniidae. Gene Ontology annotation, biological process: proteolysis. The record is from RefSeq and is a predicted model, not a curated record. Gene Ontology annotation, cellular component: membrane. Bases 1 to 1299 code for a protein of 432 amino acids. Gene Ontology annotation, molecular function: protein binding; serine-type endopeptidase activity. The transcript is spliced from 12 exons.